Molecule: messenger RNA, 246 nt
Organism: Arabis nemorensis
Lineage: Eukaryota; Viridiplantae; Streptophyta; Magnoliopsida; Brassicales; Brassicaceae
Source: the annotation of a GenBank genome assembly
AUGGCGAAUUUGAUCCUUAAACAAACUCUAAUCAUACUCCUAAUCAUAUUUUCAUCAUCCACCUUGAGUUCUCAGGCUCGAAUCCUCCGUGCUGAUCACGCCGCAACCAUGGGAAAUAUGGAUAGUCAGGUUCUCCUACGUGAGCUCGGGUUCGAUCUCUCCAAGUUUAAAGGCCAUAACGAAGGACGGUUUUUAGUGGAUUCCGACAGGGUUUCACCCGGAGGUCCAGAUCCGCAACACCAUUGA